CCUUGUCUUGAGCAUCGCCGUCCGCCGUCCGCUCUCUCCGUCCUCUUCGUUCCCCGACGACGAUGGCCCACCCCUCCUCAUCAAAAGAUCGCAUAGACUCAGCUCAUCACCAAAUUCAUCACGCUCUAGCCCCACGCAUUGCUGUGCUUCAAACGGGCGAUGUCGCCGAGACGCUGAGCCCUAAUGGCUUUGAGGAGCUGGCUACUUGCUUGAGGCCCUUUGAGGAGAGCGUCAGAGGGGUCACCGUACGCACGUCACAGCUGGAGAGCAAGCAAUGUCCCACCUUUCCCGUACAGUUUGAGCCACUCUCGACCUUCGCAGCGCAAGAUCGCAGAAGUCAGUCAGGCGCAAAUGGCAACGAGGACGAGGACGAAGGCACCUGUGAUCGCAGCAUCAGACCCGGGGAGAUUCUAGACCGCAUCUCAGCGCACACACUGGCUUCAUCAAGAGCAAAGUCAUGGCAGAACCUCGCUCCGCAGCUCGACCCUCUCGAUCCGUCCCAACUGGCUCAGCUACAGCAUUCGCCAAUCGAGGACGUUGCCCCCUGGUUCACGGAUGCACGAGAUCUCGUCCUCUCCACCCGAUCUAUCACCCGCCACGAGACGUUUGGCCAUCCUGCAGCCGUGAUAUUGGCCGUGUCCAAUCGCUCGCCCGACCCGAUGAACGCUUUUGCCAGCCUGUAUGCAGCUACGCAGCCUGAGGCGUGCGAGGCUUUCACAUCGAGGCCGUAUGUGGAUCCCAACGUGCUGCGCUACUAUGUGCUUGUGCAUGAUAGCUCGCAGGGAACAGAUAUCGAGGAAUCCAAAAUCCUCCUCGACUCGAUCAAAAAGCUCUACGGGCUCAAUUGCUGCAUACUCAUCCUCAACUCGGGUUCCUCGCCGUCGCCCGAAAUCUCAGACCUCUGGUCUACCUCGCUCUCCUCGGGGCGCAGCCGAGCCGCUUCGUCGCCGUAUGCGUCCCUCUUCGAUGGGGAAGACGUCAAACGCCUCCGCGCCUUCGUUCGGGAACUGGUAGCCCAAAGCCUCAUACCCUGGAUGGAGCGCUCCGUCGGCCUCUGGAACGAGUCGGUCAUAGCAUCGCGCAAGGGUGUAGCUGGCCGCCUGUUCGGUGCAGGCAGAAAAUUCUUUGCUUCGGGCACGGGCUCAUCAGCCGGCAAAGGAGAAAGGGAAGGCUGGAACCCCCAAGGUGGCUACUAUCUCCCUACCUCACUCGAAUCUCAAACUCGCAGGCUUGCGGACUUCGCCUUUCUGAUCCGGGAUUACAAGCUCGCAGCGUCCCACUACGAUGUGAUCCGCAAGGACUUCGUAGGGGAUAAGGCGUACAGACAUGCGGCGGCGGCGACAGAGAUGUUCGGAUUGGCACAUCUGAUGAUGAUGUUGGCGAGUAGGGCAAGUCCGAUUGAUGUGGAUAGUUACCUGGCAGGGGCGGCACAGCUGCACCGCUCGGCUGCGAUAGAUCCUGCUGGGGACAGUGGUUUACUGGAGCCAUUGAGGGCCGUCUUGCUCUACUACGAGGCGUACCGGGCGCUUGAAUUUUACCGUCCAGCGCCUGCUGCGCUACUUCGUGUAGCAGGGGCGAACGGAGAGGCGAGCGCAGGUGCCGACCUAGAAGUAAUGAGCGCCAUGCUUAUCGAGCAGGCUGCGCUUGCCAGCCUGCGAUUAGAUGCACAGCGACCCGCGCUGAGGAAGUGGGCAUUUUAUCUCAUCAUGGCUGGUCAUAGAUACGGACAGUCUGGAGCGAAGAUGCUUUGUCAACGGGCUUUUGGGCAGGCUAGAGGCGUCUGCCUGAAUUUGAGGAGGCCAAAAAGGAAGGAGUUUGCUGAGGAAGACGGAGACGGCGGCGAUGAGGAUAAGGGGACUGCGGCAGCGGAACAAGAUGAUCAAGAUCAGCAGAGCAACAACGGCUUCGAGUGGGCGCUGAUCCGCUCACACGUCGAGCACGAGCUGGGCAAGCAGGCGCUCAAUGAUGGUCGAGCGGAAGAUGCUGUGGAGCAUCUCCUCGAGACGCUGCGCCCUCUCCCUGGCAUCUCGACUACCUCGUCAGAAGAGAUGCCGGACGCAUUUGCCUCAACACAUUCCAGCUACUUUAGGGACUUCCUCGCAGCUUACGGAUCAGCAACAGCCGCCAGCCAAGCAGCAGACCAAGCAGAGCUGGAGCUCCCCCACCCACUCGUAGACCUUUCACACACGUGUAUACAAAGGACACAGAGCAGUGCGUCGAGUAUGAGCGAAGGGCCGGAGUGGCUGGCAUUGGAGACUGCUUUUACGGCCAGUCAGCAAAGUAACAGCAGAGCGGCCUCAUCACUCGCCUCAAUGGACAAUCUGGCUAUAUCGCAGGACAAAGCCUUCGCUCUCGAGGUGUGUAUCGAAAACCCCCUCUGCAUUCCUCUCUCCAUUUCGGACCUCUGUACCUCCUUUACGAGCCCUGACUCGACAGCCUCAGGCAGCGGCGUCGUAGCAGACGCUGAGAUCGCAACCCGUCAGAUCGAGCUGCAGCCCAGAGAAAGGAAAAUUCUCCACCUCGUACAUCACUGCCCAACCGUAGGACGCUAUCGCGCCGCCUCCAUCUCUUACCGCCUAGCCGGACAAGUACCCAUUGUCCAGCCGCUGAACAAACGCGGGCCCCGGCUGAACGCCACGGUCCAGCAGCGCAGGAAUAAAAUUGCUCAGUACGGGGAGGAUCAGAGCCUGGUCAUCGAAGUGCGGCCGCCACACCCAGAGCUGGAGGUCGAACUCGUGGAUUGUGCCGAGAAGGUGGAAAUGGGAUUGGGUGAGGAAAGAGAGGUGACAAUGCGGUUGAAAAACACAGGGAAGGCUGGAUUGAGGGGGUUGGUCAUUUUGAGCGACCGUGCGGAGGCUGUGCAGAUUGCUGAUGCUGCGUCUGCUUCACCGCCGUCGUCGGAGGGAAGCAGUCAAGAAGAGGAGAUGACCAUCAGCAACGCUCUCACCCCUUCAUCACCCGCCUCGCUCCUAGCAGCGGACGCCACUCUCAUUCCUGGCGAAUGCACAGAGCGUCGUCUCCUGCUUCGUGGCGCCUCACUAGGCACCAUCCAUCUUCACCUCCUCUUCGUCUUCCAGCUUGCCUCUGACACUGUGGCGACAUCAUCAACACUUUUCGGGAAAGCCCGGUACGAACUCACGUUGCACGUUCAGCCAGUUCUGGAUAUCGGCGUCGAGAUCAGCCCUUCACGCGAAGGGUUUGCCUACUCGCUAGCCAUCUCCGCCUUGAACUUGACACCGCAGCGCGAGCCUAUAGAAGUCACAAACGUCGCCUUCCUCAGCCCAAGAUGGAGAUGCGACUACAAGGCCUCCUCGUUGCCCGCACACGAGACCCUCGCCAACCUUCCACCAGGCCAGGUUGUCACCGCCUACGUAAAUAUCGCCGAAUCCUCCGACGAGGGCGUCAGGAAGAGUUGCGGUGGAGUCGCCAUGGACCAUACAAUCAGGCAGCUGCGCGCCCAGAUCGUGGCGAGAGACAUCGAUCGCAACGCCCGACCGGGGGAGGUGAAGCUGCAGCUCUCUUCUAGCUCGAUGAUCUCGGACUCAAACAAACAACAAGAGGCCAGAACAGCCCUCCUCCACGCAGCGCGCACCGCUUGGCGCGAGACCUCCCUAGCACGCGAGUUCCCCACUAUACCCUCUCUCGAGGAUAGGCGGCGGAUCUUUCCACUCUACCAGCCUGAAGACCUAGAUGUGGUUGUCGAGUGGCAACUUCCCUCACUGUCCGAAGGCGCACCUGCAAGAACAGGGCGAGUUUUCAUCUUCGGGCUCAGCCUGGGUCCCGGCAUCGAUACGGUUCGACAGCUGUUCACCGACUCAUCACAGUCCAACGCCACCGCAUCAGCCAGUAGCGAAGCCUCGGCAGCGAUUACAGAAGCCAACUCGGCGCGCAAGAAGAUCACAGGCCAAGAGUCGCAGGGACAAGGUCACGGCAGAAGUAUGUACGAGGAGACGGACAAGCAACGUGCUGCUCUCGUGCGGAACUUGAGGGAGAGUGCAUUGGCGAACGAGGAGGAUCCUUUGGUUGUCGACAUAGAUGUGACUUCCACGCAUAGUCCUGCCCCCUCGUCGUCUCGAUUCGUUCCCGUAAUCUUUCGCGUCCGCAACAUGUCGACCACACGAUCGGCCCGCUGUACAAUUGACCUGGACGCCGCAGUCGAGUCGGAUGUGGAUAUCGCUGGGGCUGUUGCUGCUGCUGCGCCAUCGCAACAGCAAGGAGAUGCAGGCCACCCGAAUAUUACGCCUCUAAGAAAGGCGGCGUGGGUGGGCAGGUUGACUCUAAGGAGCAGCGAUGCCACCGGGGAUCGAGGAGCAAGCGGUCUCGUCAAGCCACGCGAAACGAUCCUGCUCCGAGCACUAGCCGCACGCGGCACCACGACGGGUGGCGGAGAAGGCUUCGAUUGGGAACUUGGCGAUUGGUCGAUCAAGGUUGACGUCUACGCCGACGAAGGGCAGGACGAGGCGAUUGCGCAUUUUAAUAGCGGGAGAUUGAGGAGUGGUCGACUGCUUCCAAGGGCUGGUGCGAGUACGGUAGAUCGAAAGGUAGAGAAGCCUGCGGCUUAAUUUCUAGGACUAAUACCAUGCUGUGAUCAAUGUGAAGCAGAG
Messenger RNA from Jaminaea rosea, 4604 nucleotides. RefSeq lists its product as hypothetical. The record is from RefSeq and is a predicted model, not a curated record. The transcript is spliced from 4 exons. Gene Ontology annotation, cellular component: phagophore assembly site; cytoplasmic vesicle; TRAPPIII protein complex. Gene Ontology annotation, biological process: protein localization to phagophore assembly site; endoplasmic reticulum to Golgi vesicle-mediated transport. Bases 63 to 4562 code for a protein of 1499 amino acids. Lineage: Eukaryota; Fungi; Basidiomycota; Exobasidiomycetes; Microstromatales.